GCGCAGUGCACAGUCGACCGUCAAUCUUUCCGUACGCGGGAGGGUGCGAGUGGGCACCGUUGGUCUCGGACUCUUUUUAUCAGUGUUCUGUUUUCCGUGAUUUCCGUUGUUAGUUUCGCGUUUUUGAUUCAUCGUUGUUUCUCAUAUAUUUUCUUCUUCUUUCCCUUUCUCUCGUUCAGUCGAGAGAGGACGAUCAACGAUUUUCGCAGACUCCAUUCUUGGGGAGAGAUCCCGGACCGUCGUACACAGAUUUUAUUUUUCUCGUCCGUUCCGCGAUGAACGGAGACGCGAGGAACGAGCAACCAAGCCCCGACAAUGCCGACGCUUCCUCGCUCAGCGCUGACAUCCUCAACCCCUUCGUACAUCGGCUCGAACUCGACUCGACCUACGACAAGCUCAAGACGAUAUUCCUAACAAUUGCCCUCCUGCCGGUCAGACUAGCUGCCAUUACGACUCUGAUGAUUCUGGCGUGGCUGUUAGCUUGCUUGGGUCUGCACGGUUUGACCGAGGAGGAUCUUCGGAGGGCUCCUCUCAAGGGUUGGAGACGAGACAUGCGCGUCGUGAUCUGCUGGAUGAUGCGGGCGUUAUUUCUCUGCGGUGGAUUUCAUCAUCUGAAGGUCAAGGGCCGGAAGGCAGAGACUAAGGAUGCACCGGUGCUGGCCCUCGCUCCGCAUUCCAGCUUCUUCGAUGCACUUCCGGUCGUAUACCUCGGCGGACCAAGCAUCGUUGCCAAAGGGGAGAGUAGCCGCCUCCCUUUCUUUGGAAAGCUCAUCAACUAUACGCAGCCGGUCUACGUAUGGAGGGAAGAUCCGAAUUCCCGUCAGAAUACCAUUAAAGAGAUCAUCGAAAGGACCACUUCGAAAGAAGAUUGGCCACAGGUUAUGAUAUUUCCUGAGGGAACUUGCACAAACCGGUCGUGUUUAAUUACAUUCAAAUCGGGCGCUUUUUAUCCCGGCGUACCGGUGCAGCCUGUAUGCAUCAGAUACCCAAACAAAUUGGAUACGGUUACAUGGACGUGGGAAGGUCCGGGCGCAUUGAAAUUGCUGUGGUUAACAUUGACGCAGUUAAACAGUAGCUGCGAGAUCGAGUUCCUACCUGUUUACAAACCGAGCGAGGCGGAGAAAUUGGAUCCCAAGUUGUAUGCGAACAAUGUACGUCGUCUCAUGGCAGACGCGUUGAAAAUCCCCGUUUCGGAUUACACGUACGACGACUGUCGAAUUAUUAGAAAGGCGCAUCAGUUGCAUCUUCCGCACGCGUCCAGUAUCGUGAAGACGCACAAACUCCGCUACAAAUUGGGUUUAGUGGAGUCGAAGACGGAGGAAGAACUUGUGCAGAAGAAGACGAGCAACUUCGGCGAAGUGAAUCUGCAGGAAUUCGCGCAGAUCCUUAGAUUAGAUGAAAAAGAUCCAACUACGCAGCAACUGUUUCGUAUUCACGAUAAGCUCGGACUAGGAAAGAUCGAUCUUGAAGAGUAUAUCUUCACCGUGUUGGCGACGGCAAAUGCGUCUUCGGAACUUGACAAGGUCGAGAUUGCGUUUGAUGUGUGCGGCUCGAAGACGACGACGAGUCUGACUCAAUCGGAGCUCAGGAAAGCCUUGAGAUUGUCACUACACAUACAGCCGGAGGAAUCUGACAGGAUCUUCCAGCAGGCUAAAACCGACAAGAACGACAAAACAGUGAACUUUGACGAUGUUCUGACGCAACUAUCGAAUCGAGCGGAAUACGCGCACUUGUUCGCUGCGAAUAACGAGGGUUCGAAGAAGGCUAUUUGAAAUUGUCUGUUAGAGCCCGAGAUUCCUUCCGUGGAACUUCGAGGCAGGCCUUUUCACAGUCCCGUCUGCUCCAAUCCCGUAUGAGAGGCACGUCAUAUUCCAAGAUGUCCUGAGGAUCUUAAAAGCGAAUACACUAUUUUGUCGUCCACGGCGAAGUUGCGGUCGCACGUUCGCGACGAUUUUAGACUGCUAGCUCGCGUCUUUCCUAUAAUCCUACUAAAUUUAGAGAAAGGAACUUAGAGCGAGAGAGAUAGAGGAAACUUAGAAUUUUAAAAACUCAAGGAUUCUAAAUAGUUUAGAUUUGAUAAAUUCGAGAAUGUUUAGUUAUACAUAUAUAUGCUCGAAGAAUACAGAGGAUAUAAAAAUUCGAGGACACGCGCGACGUAAGUUUCUGUAAGAAAUCGACGAUGUAUCGACGAGAGUUUUGACGUCUCGGGAGAUUUCACUUUCUUAGAAAGUUCGGAAAUGUGAAAGCCCAAGGAUCCGAGGGAAAACCAUUUUUAUCCUUUACAUUCGGAAAAAAUUCGACAGUUCCUGGUGGCUGGUACUUCCGAUUUGAAAAGAUCUACGGACGUUAAAACCUCGAACAAGGGAAAACAAAGUUUUAUGGUUUCUGUUUUUGCUGUAUAGCACACACGCGUUAGUUAAAUAAUCCGCGAUCGCAAAGCUUCUUUCUCUAGCUCGAAAGCGAGUAAAUACACGGUAUAUAGGUCUCGGACAUGCAUUUAGAUGAAAAAAAGGAAGAGAACGAAAGAGAAAGAGAGAAAUGGGCUAGUAAGGUGUGUAACUAAUUUAUUUUUUCAGUUCAAUGGUUCAGGCCGUUGUAUUCGCUACACAUGUACAGAGUAGUGCACGUACGCAAAUAUACACGUAUAAACUUAAAUUGUGUACAUAUUUGUUGUACACAAUAGUAUGAAACGACACAUAACGUAGACACGGUCAUGAAGAAAAAUAUGGCGAGAUUGCGCGCCAUAUCGAUCGUGUCUACUGUCUGUGAGCGCAAGUGCACUCAUGUGUGUAGGUAUGCUUGUAUGUAAGUGAUGUAUGUAUGUACGUUAAUGUAUGUAUGUAUGAUGUACAUAGAGAGAGAGGAUAUACAAGGGCGCGGAGAAUUAAGAAAAAGUGCCCGCUUUGUAAUAUCUGUACAUGAACGAAAUGGCUGAAGUUUAAUAACGCAUUGUUAGUGGUCAUUCUGAGUUAAAAACAAAAAAAAACCCGGAUAUAUUAAGUUAUAUCUUCUAGUUAAAAUAAUGUUACAAAUAACAGUAUUUAUUGAACUGAAAAAACUGCGAAUUUUUUUAUGCGUCUACUCUCUUGUAAUUUUUAUGUUCACCCAAACUGAUAUAAUUUAGCGCCAAAGAGAACUAUACAUAUAAAUAACAUAUAUACAUAACAUUUUAUAUUUAUUUAAAAUUAUUUUACAAGAAACAUUUUUUUUUUCUCAUCUACACUAGAAUUGGCAGUUUGUUAGAUUAACUAACGAUAAGGUAACGCAGUUAUUUUAACUAACCCAGACAGCGCGGAAAGGCCAAAAGACAUUUUUAAAGAUGUCUAAACGACAAUAAGACGUCUUUAAGUUGUUUUUUAGUCAUCUUAGAAAUAUGUGCUGUCCUCUAGGAAGUGUGUACACUGAAAGCAUAUUGAUCGAAUAGACGUACGUAUGAUAAAACAGAAAUUAGUUUUAUUAAGUAAUAGUAAUCAUAACUAAAAUAUAUAACAAAUUAAAAUAAAAGAAAAUAAUAAAUACUGCAUUAGGUGUUUGCAAAUUGAAGACGUGCUAUUUUACUUUGAAAAUUCAUGUGACUGAUCAAUGCAAUCGGUCACUUUAGCUGUAAUUUGCGUUCGAUUUUAUCCGACUCCUACAAUUUGUAAAACCAAAUGCAAUCAUACACGCGAGAAACGAGCAUGAAGUAUGGGAGGAGGCGUUUAAGGAUAAUAAGUUAAAUUAUUUGGGUUUUUAAAAAUUCCGCCAACUCCUGAACAACAUGUUAAUGAUUCCCGAUUUUCAUUUUGGUUAAAGUAAAAUAAAAAGCGAGAGCAACAUUUAUA
This is a messenger RNA of Pseudomyrmex gracilis, 3821 nucleotides long. It is a transcript of the gene LPCAT, whose product is annotated as lysophosphatidylcholine acyltransferase. The transcript is spliced from 11 exons. The record is from RefSeq and is a predicted model, not a curated record. Lineage: Eukaryota; Metazoa; Arthropoda; Insecta; Hymenoptera; Formicidae. The coding region runs from base 276 to 1772 and encodes 498 amino acids.